AGAGUUUUCAAUACCAGUGCUCAUCUUUCUCUGCUACCAGAGAAGCCUAGGGGCACUAAACAUUUGGGUACUGAAAGCUGGAGCUAGUUCAUAGCUUAAACCACUGCUGUAGAUACAUGGACACAUUUAUAUAAGCACUUGCAGCGGACAGCUUUCCUGCUACUGGUAGGCUGUAGCUGAUCUUAGAAAGCAGAGGAUGCUAAGGAGUCUGUUGUGGAAUUCCUGAUCGGGUUGGCUCCAAAUAGUUUGACAAACCGCUACACAUUGAUGGAGAACAGAACAAAGAAUUUUUGAAGUUGGUGUACGUACCCCUGGGUAACCUGGAGUGGCUUGCAUGACUGGGCAAAAUUCUUUCUUCAGGAGGGUUGUAACCUAUGACAAUGCACAACCAGUGAAGGAUAUUGAAGAGGACAGUAUAAAUGGAUUCAAGCUGCAAUUGGAUGCAUUUCUACAAAAGUGAAGGGGAAUGUGAUAUGCUAAGUAUAUGGGCUUAAUCCACCAACAGGCAGCAUCUGCAGUUGUUUGCAAGUGGAUCAUGUAUCUGCAGAAAAACAUAAAUGAAGGUAUAUAAACAGAACUGCUGGGAGUAGUCAGCAGAUCAACCACCAGCUGUGGAGAGACAAAUAAACAUCUCAGGGACCAAUUGGGAAUCUGAUUGAAUAACAUGAGCUGGAGUUUUCUGACACGCCUUCUUGAGGAAAUCCAUAACCACUCCACAUUCGUUGGUAAACUGUGGCUGACUGUCCUUGUUAUCUUCCGCAUUGUGCUAACGGUGGUUGGAGGAGAGUCUAUUUACUACGAUGAACAGACCAAGUUUGUUUGCAAUACCCAACAGCCAGGUUGUGAAAAUGUUUGCUACGAUGCCUUUGCCCCAUUAUCCCACGUGAGAUUCUGGGUAUUCCAGAUAAUCCUGAUUGCAACCCCAUCUAUUAUAUAUCUGGGUUACGCUGUGCACAAAAUUGCUGCUACAGAAGCUCAUGAAUACGGACAGCGGAAGCCAAAGAAACACCAGUACGCUGUGCAGUGGAAACAGCACCGUGCUUUGGAAGAAGCUGAGGAUGAUAACAUAGAGGAUCCCAUUCUAUAUCCAGAGAUAGAACUGCAUUGUGAUAAAGAGAACCAAGAUCACAAAAGCCUGACCAAGCAUGAUGGGAGGCGUCGCAUAAAAAGGGAUGGUCUAAUGAAAAUUUAUGUUUUGCAGUUGCUCGCCAGGACUGCUUUUGAGUUGAGUUUUCUUGUGGGCCAGUAUAUUUUGUAUGGCUUUGAGGUGAAUGCAAGAUAUCAGUGUGAAAGGGAUCCAUGCCCUCAUAAAGUAGACUGCUUCGUAUCCAGGCCAACAGAAAAGACCAUUUUUCUGCUAAUAAUGUACGCAGUAAGUUGCCUUUGUUUAAUAAUAGACAUAUGGGAGUUGAUUCAUUUGGGAUUUGGCAUGAUCAGGGAUAUACUGCGAAACAAGCAAAACUCAAUGACAGAGGCAAAUUACAGUUACCCAUACACGUGGAACACCCCUUCAGCUCCCCCUGGUUACAACAUUGCAGUCAAACCAGAUCAGAUUCCAUAUACAGAACUUUCAAAUGCUAAAAUGGCUUGCAAGCAAAAUAAGGCGAAUAUUGCUCAAGAGCAGCAUUAUGGUAGUAAUGAUGAGAACAUCCCAGCCAACUUGGAAAGUGUGCAGCGACAACUGAAAAUGGCUCAGGAGCGACUGGACCUGGCUUUCAAGGCUUACAAUGAGCACAGUAACUCCUCAAAUCAUCCCAAAGACAAGAAGAAGUCUGGAUCAAAUAAGAGCAGCAUAAGCAGCAAAUCUGGAGAUGGGAAAACCUCUGUGUGGAUUUGAUAACUUAUUUUGUUUCUCAACUAGUUCAGUUACUUUUGGACUUGAAGCUAACUUAUUAUGAAUGAGUAGUUCAUAUAUAUUUCUGUCAGUCAAGGUAAAUAGGCAUCUGAGAUCCAGUUCAUGAGCAAAAUGUAUUGCCUACUGCAUUUUUGGUUUAUUUUGGCUCCUUCUACAGAGGUCUAGAUUGGAACUCGCUGCACGUUAAGCUUUGUUUUGAAGGACUGUGUUUACUGUGAGGUUGCUUUUGUUAGGUAGACUUUUUGGCAAAUUAAUUACCAUUAUUGAAUUUGAUAAAAUUAUUCCUUCGAGUUGCUGUAUUGCCAAGUUGGGCAUAAGUAUUUUGAAAGUCGAAUGCAGCUUUAACUAUUCAGCCAUAUAUAAAUGCCUUGGAAAAAGGGCAAAAACAAACGGAAGAUACAGGCCAGUUGUAGUUGCAGCUAGUGUUACAUGGUUAGUGAAAGGUUAUUUGAAGAAUUUUGUGUAAAAUGUUGUUCUUUAGAUAUUUGGGUCAACAGUGCUUCUAUAUCAUUUUUGUAUAUUCAUACUUGCACGCAACAUUUUAAGGAUAAUGAUUUAUCAAGACCAGAUACUGACUUUGGUUAAGACACAUGACACAACUCUUUGAGAAUAAUGGCUGAUCCUUUGGUUAAUUCCCAUUUUGUCAAAAUUUAAGUUAUAUCUGAUUACAUUAGGUCUUCCUUGAUGUAUUGAAAUUGUUACAGGUGCAGAAUCUCUUUUGAUUCUAGUGUUGCUGUAAAGUAACAGUAAUGUUUGAUUUGAAGUGUCAUUGAUAGCAGUAUACAUUCAAGGAAUUGCACUGUCCAAGAUUUGAUUGGUAAUCAUGAUUCUACUCGCAAAGCAAUCAGGGAGUACCCUACAUAAAAAGAAGGAAGAUAAGCAACAAGCACAGAAAUGUGUUGAAAUCAAAUGGGAUAAGGUUUGAAAUUGGUACUUAGUAGAGGCACUUCAUAAAUCAAACAUUCUCUAUUUAAGAGACUGAUGAUUCUAAACUAUUUUUAUUGUUUUAAAUGCAGCUUUUUCUUACUUCUCAUCUUCAGGCAGAAGAUGUUAAGUUUUAUUUUGAGUUGUAUGCAUUGUGAGUAAAAGAGCAUGUUUCCGGAACAUAUUGUUGGUACCACAGUAUUGUACUGCAAUACAAUAUGGGAACUACAGUAUUUUGACGUGCUCCUGAAUAUGAUGCUUCUUCUGAAGAAUGAUUAUGUGCCACGAGCAGGCAAGUAUCAUAGCACCUUAGGUAGUAAGGUUUCUUGAGAGAAGACUUCCAAAUAUCUCUUUUUUUUUUCUUUUAUUUCCCUAAUUGGUUCACCAAAGUGAACGUUAUAUGAUCAGUUGUUGAGCUUUAUCAAUAUUUGCUGAAGUUGUCAAUAUGAACCAUAAAGAAACCAUCAUAUUUACUUCGGCGACUCAUCAUUUCGCUUUAGGUUGGUAUUCCAAAUCUCAUAAAAUGAUCCUCGUGGUCUGAAUGGCAGUAUUCUGAAAGCCAAUAUUGAGUGUUCUAUUGUUUAAAAGCAGAUGUUUUUAUACUUUUUGUGCAGAAUAAGUAUCAUUUUAAGGCAAAUUUGGAAUACAGGUUAUCAUAGUAUAGGUUAAUGACGCACAUUUAGGAGAAAUUUCCUUUUCUCAUCUUGGAUUUUACAUUUCUUGUAAGGAAUUUUUUGAUGAUCCACCUUAGUAUUUUUAAGAGUGGAGUUGCCAAUUUAAAAUCCGCUCUCUUUUAAAUAUUAUUUCAAAAACAGUCAACUCUGACUUCCAAGGCACCAGAUGUACCUUUUUUUUAAUGUACUGGAACAAAUUGUAACAUUGAAGAAUGCCUUUGGUUGGUUUCAGUCCAUGCAUAUAACCUUGUACUUGGCUAAAUGUUUCUGUAGGUCAAAAUGAUGGAGAAAAUGCUAGAAAUCACUGAGGAACUUUUCAGUUUAACCAUUAUUAUAUUUUUAAUGGAAAGUUUAACAUACCCUGCUGUCCGAGCCAAAAUAGUAUUAGGUACAGAGUAGUUUUGUUCCAGUUAUUUGCAGUAUUGUGAUUGCCAACAGAUUGAAAUAUGUUCUCUUCAUGGUGUAAAAGUCGCUUCUGAUUGGUUGAAAGCACCAUUGUGACUUUAAUGUUAAAGCAGUAUUCUACAAAAGGUCUCUUACCUUUCUAGCUAAAAAGGAACAUAGAUAAAACAUUAAAUAUAUUUUUAAGAACAUUGAACUGUGUAAAAAUAAGUGUACUUUUAUGUAAUUGUUUUUGAAUUUAGCCACACAGCAUAUCUUUAAUGAAGCAAUUGUAAUGCCAAAUAGGAAAACUCUCUAAUUUGGUGAUUCAAUGGGUCACUUUAUGAAAAAAAAAUACAUUGCCAUAAGGAACAGAAACAGGUGCCUUUUUGUGUUGCUGUUACCUACAAAAUACAAACUUCAUGCUGCAUUCCAUACUCUGCAGGAGACAUAUUUUGUUUCAUGGUGAAAAUGUGCAUUGUCUUUUAAUUGUGUCACACAUUUGUCUAAGGAAAUAUAACUUGUCAUUGCAAUAUCUAAGCAAAUUGUUCUAGUUUUAUAUGAUACAGAAGGAUGUUUUAAAACAUACAUGUCUUUGUAUUUGGGGAAAAAAAUGUUUGAAAGUCCGUUAUCUGCAUGUUUCAAAAAUACUUCAAAGUUAUAACAGCAAAUAGAGGUUUUGUUCUAUAUUUUGUCUGCUUUAUCUUCUUACUGGUGUGUGUUUGUGUAUUCAAACUUAAAACGGUUUCCUUCCACCAAUUUGUACGGGACAUUGCUCAACUUCCAUCUCUUGGUUUUUAGUACCAGUUUUGUUUAGGACAGGAUUUUAAGUAUACCAAUGUUCGAGCGUUGUGUUCAACUUGACACCAUAUUUUAGGAAGGGUGCAGAAAUGAUUCCUCAGAAUGAUCCCAGGGGUGAGGACUGGAGGGCAACUAACGUGGUUCCACUUUUUUCAAGAAGUUGGUAGCAAUAAGGAAUAGAGUUAUAGAGCAGUCAGUCCCACAUCAGUGGUAGGAAAAUAAGCGAAAAAAAAUUCGGAAGGAAAAUUAAUCUCCACUUAGAGAGGUAAGAUUUUAAUCAGGGGUAGUCAGCAUAUCUUUAAUGAAGCAAUUGUAAUGCCAAAUAGGAAAACUGUCUAAUUUGGUGAUUCAAUGGGUCACUUUAUGAAAAAAAAACAUUGCCAUAAGGAACAGAAACAGGUGCCUUUUUGUGAUAAGCCUCAACACUGGAGCCUCCCAAGGAUGCUGGUUUUGUCAGAGGGAGGUCAUGCCUAGCAAAUCUGUUUGAGUAUUUUGAGAAGGUGACCAAGUCUGUAGAUGAGGGUAGUGCAGUUGUGUCAUUUCUGGAUGUCAGCAAGGACUUUGACAAAGGCUGAUAGAGAAAGUAAAAGCACAUGGGAUCAGGGAUAACUUAGCACUUUAAUUGAGAUUAUGUUCAUACCCUGAGUCAGUGUCACUACAUUUGGGGAGGAAGGUGGUACUGCCUCUUCAGUGACAAGAGCUUUCAAUUAUCACUAAAUGCAAUGUUGUCUUGCCCUCUAGUGCUGUUGUCUCUCACAUGACAAUGCAUUGGUUCCUUCUUCGUGUUAUGGUGUGGUCUGCGUUCCAAGAUAUUGCUCCUGAACAGCAGGAUGUGCUCCAGACUGUGUUAAAGUUCAAGAGGUGGAGCCGUAAUGUUCAUUUGAAGCACUUUUCUCAGCUGUAUUUUCACAACGGCGUUAAGUGAGUGCAUUGGUGCCAAGGUGGUGCUUCCUCCCAAAUCCUUUUCUUUCAGGAGAGCAACAAAAAUGUCAAUUUCUGGAUGACCAACGUCAUUCCAGCACAUGCACCAUAUCUUAUUGUCUACCCCCCCCCCAAUUGCUCCGACCGCCAUAAUCAUGGAGUGCUUCAAGAGGCUGGUCAUGACCCAGCAUUCUUGCUUUCCAGCUUGCCUUGAUCCCUUGCAAUUUGCCAACUGACUUAACAGGCCCACAGUGGACACCAUUUCCCUAGCCCUACACUCAUCCCUGGAACAUGUGGACAAUGAGCACACCCACAUUAGACUCAUGUUCAUUGACAACAGCUCUGCCUUCAACAUCAUUAUCCCCUCCAGACUGAUUUCAAAACUCAGUGACCUUAGUCUCGGCUCCACCCUCUUCAACUGGAUCCUUAGCUUCCUGACCCACAGACCGCAAACAGUGGAGAUCGACAACUUCUCCUCCUCCAUGAUAAGCCUCAACACUGGAGCCUCCCAAGGAUGCUGUAUUCCCUCUACACCCAUGAUUGUGUAGCCAAAUUUCAAAUGAACAUCAUCUACAAGUUUGCUGUGACACCACUGUGGUAGGAUGCGUAUCAAACAGCGAUGCCUCAGAAUACAGAAAGGUGAUAGAGGGCUUGGUGUCAUGGUGGAAUGGUAACAACCUCUCUCAAUGUCAGCAAGACAAAACAACUUAGCAUUGAUUUCAGGAAGAAAGGAGGAGAACACACCCACAUCUACAUCAACUGAGCAGAGGUUAAGCAGGUUGAGAGUGUCAAGUUCCUAGAAGGGACAAUAACUGGACUUCUCACUUAGAUGCAAUGGUCAAGAAGGCACAACAAACUGCAGAAGGUUGUAUGCACAUCCCAGACCAUCACAGAAGCCAACCUCCCAUCCAUGGACUUCAUUUCUUGUUGCUGUAGAAAGGAUGCCAACAUGAUCAAAGCCACUUCCCACCCCGGUAAUGCUCUUCUGCAACCUCAUGCAUCAGACAGAACGUUGAACACGCACCAAACCGGUUCAGGCACAGCUUCUGUCCUGCUGCUUAUUAGACUGAUGAAUAGACUCUAACUUGAAAUAAUGUCAUUCUUGGUAAUGUUGAUCUUACUUCACACACCUCCUGUGCAAUGUAACCUGUAUGCUUCACUCUGUCCAAGCACCCUAUGCUCUGUACAACAUCGCUUACAAUGAUCUGCUUGUAUUGCUCCCAAACACAACUUUUCACU
Stegostoma tigrinum is the source of this 6795-nucleotide messenger RNA. RefSeq names its product gap junction gamma-1 protein-like. Gene Ontology annotation, biological process: cell communication. NCBI's taxonomy places the organism in Eukaryota, Metazoa, Chordata, Chondrichthyes, Orectolobiformes, Stegostomatidae. The coding region runs from base 665 to 1837 and encodes 390 amino acids. The transcript is spliced from 5 exons. The record is from RefSeq and is a predicted model, not a curated record. Gene Ontology annotation, cellular component: connexin complex.